Paraglomus occultum is the source of this 395-nucleotide messenger RNA. The record is from the annotation of a GenBank genome assembly. NCBI's taxonomy places the organism in Eukaryota, Fungi, Glomeromycota, Glomeromycetes, Paraglomerales, Paraglomeraceae.
UACGCUCUGAUUCAGUACAAGAUGAACUAAUUGUAAUACAACAGGAUGAUCGAUUUGACAUGAAUGAUCAUGAUGAGUUCUUGUAUCAUGUUGGCAAGCUCAAAGAGAUUAUUAAAACAAAAUUUGGUGCUGAUCAAGAGAAUUUACCAGAACACAUCAGGUUUACAGUAGACAUAGAAUUGGAAGAAGAGUUAAUUGAUCAGCAAUCAGUCAUGGAUCACAAAUCUGAUCGACAAAAACAAUAUUACAACAAUUUAAUUGGUAUGAUUGUGACUCUGUUAGAGGAUGGGUCGCGAUAUUACUGGGAGAUCAGGAAAGUUUACUAUGGAGAAAAGAAUAAUGUUCAUAAUGGAGUGGUUACGGCAUUUCUUAGAUGCACGCAAAGAAAUGAUUGA